AUGUCAAAUCGCUAUUCAGUUUACUCCAGCCAUUCGGCUGCUUUCUCCACCGGCGGCCGAGCGCCCCAGUCAGGUGGGCAGGUCUCGACAACGACGUUGCUAAAUGCGUUGCAUGCGCAUUAUACGACCGGACAGCCCUACCAACUCGACGCGGGAACCAGCCUAGUCGUGAAUACAUUGCUUACCGCAACGCAAGCAACCCCGGAAGGCCAUAUCGGGCCUACAAUAGAUCGCGAACUAGCGGCCAGAGCUUGGGAGCAUGCAAGGAGAAGAGCAGAGGACGGCUGUAUCGUUUUAUGUUCUACUCACCACUCAACACCAUCCGUUUUAGAGCCAUUCUUAGCAACACUACCUUUGUCCACUCCCAGUAUCGCCUUCACAGCGUUGGCCGCUCUCCGCCCCUUUUUGACGGCUGUAACUAGCUUCAACCCUUCAUACUCACUCUAUUCCGCGCUUUCGGCUUGCUACACCUUGACCCUCAAGGGCGACAUCACCGGGCUAUCUCUAGCACUUUCGACUUCAGGGAUCAAUGUACGCAAAGGAUUCCUCGAUAUUGCUUCUGAGCCGGGAUAUCGUGCCUUCGACGUGUUCUACUAUCUCUUAACGUCUGCAUCGACACCAGCCGAGCGGGAAUUCCUGGACCUGAAAGACGCCUCGUCCUACGCUCUGCUCCGUAAGUCGGGUACUUAUGCACCCCCAUCGUAUCUUCCUACUGCCGACGACGCUGCCGCUGCCGAAGACUUUAGAUCUGCUCUUAAGGCCAUCGGCAUCAAAGGUGCAGCCCAACGAGGUCUUUUGUCAGUACUUGCAGGGUUGCUCAAGCUUGGUAAUGCGGCCGGCUUCCUAGUUGACCAGGAAGACCUAGAGGAGGCGUGUGAAGAUGUUGGUGGUUUACUGGGCAUAGAUCCUGAAGUUCUUCUACACAAAUGCUCCACCGACGAAAGAGAGGUCCUAAUUUCUGGAAUAUACGAGGCUUUGGUUGAUUGGGUGAUCGGAAAAGCCAAUGAAGCUAUUGCGAGCCAGCUGCAGGCAAGCUUGGAUGAUAGCAGUCGUGGCUCUGGACAGCCAGCUCAGUGGUCCGACGACGAUACGGUAAGUAUCACCGUGGUUGACCUGCCCAGGCCUGCGCUGGGAAGAGCUGUGGCGAUGAGAGGGGUAUUUGACGAUACCCUGGGAAUCAACGCUGAAAUGAAGGAGGAUGGAGUCGUCGUUCCUCCAGCUGGCCCGGCCGUUCUUAAUGAUAUGACUGCAGCGAUUGCCCAGGUUGAAGUCGAUCUGGGAAUAUCCACUGGCCCCACGUGGCGCGAACGUGAGUAUGAGCUGGACAAGAGACAUGAAGUCUUGGAGAAAGUUGGGCUUGAAGUUGAAAUGGACUCGUUUCUUCGACAGAUUUUGUUUACCGCUGAAUCCGAAGGAAUCACAUUGGGCAAGAAAGGCCGAUUUGAUUUGGCCACUACACUAGGCAGCAGCCGUGUUUGGCAUCAUAUCUCUAUUCAUCCCACUGAUGACUUACCUGAAAAUCUGAACCCUAGUAUGCCGACUGCGACUUGGUCCGCGAGCGCCGUUUCCCGUCAACUACGGGAAUGGCGACUUGCUGAGUGGGCAAACCGUCGCCUCAGAGAGAUCGAUUUCACAGCCGACUUUGACGUGGAGGAAUUUAUCGGUAGAUACUUCCGACUAGGGUGCGGAGAAGGAAAGGAUGGUGUUGAGAACUGGUUGGUUGAAAGGGGGUGGACCAACGGCGAUGCGUGGUUGGCCAUCAGCGAAUCUGGGUGA
Molecule: messenger RNA, 1776 nt
Organism: Aspergillus nomiae NRRL 13137
Lineage: Eukaryota; Fungi; Ascomycota; Eurotiomycetes; Eurotiales; Aspergillaceae
Product: chitin synthase
Exons: 2
Coding region: 1-1776 (591 amino acids)
Biological process (GO): actin filament organization; vesicle transport along actin filament
Cellular component (GO): vesicle; cytoplasm; myosin complex
Molecular function (GO): ATP binding; actin filament binding; microfilament motor activity
Source: RefSeq, a predicted model, not a curated record